AUGACACUGGAAGAGCUGCAUCGGUUGCGUGAGUUACGAGAAGCAUACGAGCGUGAGGAAGGUGAGAAGCCAAUUCGUGCCGAAAUUGAUGAGAUGGAUCGAAUGAACGUUGAGUUACCGGUAACGAAGAAGCACGAUACUGCUGAUAGAACUACACAUCUGAAUAAAAAUGAAGAUCGCGAUAGUAGACAUGUGCAUAGCAGACAUAUCGUGGUAAGUUCAGAUAAUGAUUUUUCAGUAGAAUUUUGA
Molecule: messenger RNA, 249 nt
Organism: Gongylonema pulchrum
Lineage: Eukaryota; Metazoa; Nematoda; Chromadorea; Rhabditida; Gongylonematidae
Source: the annotation of a GenBank genome assembly